AUGUCUUGGAACCGUAUCGCUGUCUAUGGCCAUCGCGGGUUAUUCAGCUCUCGAAUUGCUGCUGCACUUGUCGCGUCCGGCGCACCUGUCACCAUUCUGUACCGGCCUGAAUCGGACGCUUCCAAUUUCCCCGCCAACGUCCCCACCAUCAAGGUAGACCCCUUCGACGAAGAUGCAUUGGUCGCAGCCUUGCACGACAUUGAUAUUGUCAUCUCUCUAGUAGGGGACAAGGGUGUCGAUGCGGAGCAAGGCUUCGUCCGGGCUAUCCCCCGAACCCAGGUCAAGCUGUUCGUACCAUCCGACCUCGGGCUUCGCUACGGUGAAGAAGGGAUGCUGAUCCCUCUCUUGAGGAAGAAGGAAGACGUUCAGAAGGCUGCUAGGCAAGCGGGUAUUCCAUUGACUGUUAUUCUCAUCGCCGAUUUCGCAGAGUUUACUCUCGGCUCUAUCGCAAUGGGAAUUGACAUCAAGGGAAACAGACUUCUCUACACCGGCAAUUCGGCUAAGGAAAAGGCCGUUAUGAGCACGGCAGACUAUGUUGCAGCCGCAUAUGUCUCGAUCUUCACCCGCAAUCCUAUCGCCGAAAUCAGCAACCGAGCCAUCGGUGUGAUCGAGCUCGCCCCCACUGGCGAAGAGAUCGCCGAAGCACUCCGGAAAAAACACGGCGAGGAGCCUAAGAUCUUCACUCAAAGCGUUGAAAAGGCUGUAGAGGACUUCCAUACUCACCGUAACUCUGAUCAUCCAGUCCUCUCCCGUCUCUCUCCAGUCUGGUUUUACCGCAAGCUUUGGGGAACAGGCGAAUUGACGAGUAUGCUUGGUUCUGAUAUUUGGGAUGUUCCGGGGUAUAGAAAGGCCACGGUAGACGAUCUUAUUGUCGAAGGAAAGGUAAAUCCUUAUCGGGAUCUGUCCCAGUUUUUACCCUAUCUGGAAGAAGCCAUGUUCUCAUAA
Molecule: messenger RNA, 945 nt
Organism: Clonostachys rhizophaga
Lineage: Eukaryota; Fungi; Ascomycota; Sordariomycetes; Hypocreales; Bionectriaceae
Source: the annotation of a GenBank genome assembly